AUGCAUUCUCAACACCUGUUCGCUACUCUUGCGCUCACCUUGCCGGCCUUGGUGACGGCCACCGUUUCCCAAAUGGGCUGCUACUCCUCAGUCCCUGGUCUUAAAGAUGAGGGCGACUUUACCUUCCAAAGUCUGGGUUACUGCCAAGAAAAGUGCGAGCAGGGCGGUUUCCGCAUCGCUGCUCUGACCGGAGGAACCCAAUGUCUGUGUGGAAACGAGUUCCCACCAAGCUCGGCCCUGGUGGACGAUGACAAGUGCGAUCUCACGUGCCCUGGCUGGCCCGAAGAUGAAUGUGGGGGUAAUGACUACUACAACGUCCUCAGCAUCGGCGAAUACAUUGAAGUGUCCGAUUCCAGCUCCGCCUCCUCGACCUCGGUUAGCUCGACAUCGGCAAGUGCGUCCACAAUCGCCGGCGGCAUCAUUGUCGCUCCAACAAACCUCAACCCAUCAUCCGUGCCGACCGCUAUCCUGACCGCCACCGAUUCUUUGGUCACCAGUGCCAGCGCCAGUGUCAGUGCCAGUACUAGCGCCAUCGCCUCCAAAUCUGUUGUUGCUGCAGCCAUUACCUCUGUGUCCAGCAGUGCAUCGGCAUCGCCAACCGUGAAUGCCGCGAACGCAAUGCACGCCGGGUCAUCAGUCAUUGGCGCUGCAAUCGCUGGCCUUGGUCUGCUGUUGUAA
This is a messenger RNA of Penicillium maclennaniae, 678 nucleotides long. Its product is annotated as WSC domain-containing protein. Lineage: Eukaryota; Fungi; Ascomycota; Eurotiomycetes; Eurotiales; Aspergillaceae. The coding region runs from base 1 to 678 and encodes 225 amino acids. The transcript has 2 exons. The record is from RefSeq and is a predicted model, not a curated record.